CCCGGCCCCGCCCCCCGGGGUAUUUAGGGCUUUGUUUCUCCCCCGGCCGGGGCAGCUGCGGCGAUGUCGGAGGCGGAGCUGGACGGGGAUUUCCAGCGUCUGAUGGAGCUGGCGACGGCGUUCAUGGGGUCGCAGGUGCUGUUCACGGCCUGCGAGCUGGGCGUGUUCGACGCCCUGGACCCCGCCCCCCGCGACGGCCCCGCCCUGGCCGCCGCCCUCGGCCUGGACCCCCGGGGGGCGGGGCUUCUGCUCGACGCCUGCGCGGAGCUGGGGCUGCUGGGGCGGGGCCCGGACGGCGCCUACGCCCUGAGCCCCGCCUCCCGCCAGCUCCUGGCCGCCCGCAGCCCCCACACCCAACGCGCGACGCUGAGCUUCCUGGGCGGGGCCACGAGGGCCGUGUGGGCGCGGCUGGGCGGGGCCGUGAGGGAAGGGCGGAACCAAAACCCGGAAGUGCUGGGCGUGGCCACGCGGGAGCCGUUCGCGGCCAUUUACAGGACCGAGCCCGAGCGUCUGCUCUUCAUGCGCGCGAUGCAGGAGACCUGGAGCCUCUGGGCGGGGCCGGUGCUCGCGGCCUUUGACCUCUCGGAGUUCCGGGUCAUAUGCGACGUGGGAGGAGGAUCCGGCGCCCUGGCCACCGCCUGUGCCCGCCUCUACCCCGGAAGUGACGUCACCGUGUUCGAGACACCGGAGGUCGUGGCCGCCGCCCAGGAGCACUUCCGGGAGCCGGGGGAGGCCCCGCCCAUCCGCUUCGUGGGAGGCGACUUCUUCCGGUCGCCCCUCCCCCCCGCCGACCUCUACAUCCUGGCCCGGGUCCUGCACGACUGGGGCGACGGCGCCUGCGCGGAGAUCCUGGGGCGCACGCGCGGCGGCUCCGCGCUGCUGCUGGUGGAGGCGGUGCUGGACCCGGAAGGGCGUGGCCCGCUUCCGGCGCUGCUGCUGUCGCUCACGAUGCUCGCUCAGGCCGCGGGCCGCGAGCGCACGGAGGCCGAGUUCCGGGCAAUGGCGGCGGCCGCUGGCUUCCGUCACUUCCGGCUGCGCUGCCCGCGGGGCCCGUUCGCCGCCAUGCUCGCCCGGAAGUGAGGGGGCGGGGCCCGGCGACGUCCCGGGGCGGGGCUGCGGAAAACUGCAAUAAAUGAGAGUGAAAAUGUCAA
Mesocricetus auratus (golden hamster) is the source of this 1151-nucleotide messenger RNA. RefSeq names its product acetylserotonin O-methyltransferase (gene Asmt). The transcript has 8 exons. Gene Ontology annotation, molecular function: O-methyltransferase activity. The coding region runs from base 64 to 1080 and encodes 338 amino acids. NCBI's taxonomy places the organism in Eukaryota, Metazoa, Chordata, Mammalia, Rodentia, Cricetidae. The record is from RefSeq and is a predicted model, not a curated record.